Molecule: messenger RNA, 2152 nt
Organism: Bombina bombina (fire-bellied toad)
Lineage: Eukaryota; Metazoa; Chordata; Amphibia; Anura; Bombinatoridae
Exons: 3
Coding region: 1-1764 (587 amino acids)
Source: RefSeq, a predicted model, not a curated record
AUGCAACUUGCAAAUGUACGGGCGAGUGGGGCGGCUGUUUUUGAAACUGAUAGCGUGACAGGGGGGCGCAGAGUUCAAGGCAUUAGCAGGCGAGCAAAUGUUGAUAACAUAGUGAAUGAAAAUGCUUUACAAAGGAAUGAAAGCCUUACACAGAAUGUUAUGGUUAACCCUAUGGGAAUGAAUGCUAUUAACCCUAUGGAAAUGAAUGCUACCGAGACUAAUGUGCAAACUCGCAUUAACCCUUCAGGGCAAAACACAUUAACUAAGGCAAAUACAUUAACUAACGCUAUUAAUGUGCAAACGCAUAAUGUUAACCAAACACGCAACAUGCUUACAGUUGCUGCAGACGUGCACACACAUCAUGUCAGCACAAGUGUUGGCACUCAGCCAAAUGCAGAUAUCAUUGGUGUGAGUGCAAAUAGGAUGAUAUUAACUGAGGCAAAUGAUUAUGCAGCUAGGCCUAGCUCAGUUACUGCGGCUAUGAGCAGGGAUAAUACUACUAGGGAUUUGCAUGUGAGAAUGGCUGGUAUGAAUGCUGCAAAUGAUUCUAAUAUUGCUAAUAACAUUAAUGCUAUUCAUGCCCCUGUGCAAAUGGUUCCUGUGCAAAUGGUCCCAGCUGAUAAUGUCUCUGUGCAGGGGGGUUUGAGUGGUCAGAAUGUGGCAAAUGCUGGCACUGCCCAGAGAGUGACUGAUGCUGCGAAUGUGGCACAAUCGGGAUUUGGGGCACCUCAGGUCACACCUGGGCUUCCCCUGGUUCAAGGGCAAAGUGCUCGCGAUUUUCUCUCUGUCUUGCAGGAAGUUUUGUCCGUGAAACAGAACGCAUCCGGCAUGUCAUCCACUGUAACAGCUUCCUCUUCCGCUGCAGCGGCCUCAUCAGCAGCAGCACAACAGGCGGUCCCAUUAACAACACAACAAGCACCAGCUCAGCAGGCCCCCUCUAUCGUCACUGAAGGUGUAACCUCGCUGGCUCCACAGACUACUCUAGCAGCAGCAGCAUCCGCAGCGGAGGCAGCCAACACAUCCUCAGCUGGAAACGCUAGUGGACCAUGGCUAUCCUUAAUCCCAUUGGUCCGCUCAUCCCUCGCCCCAGCGACCUGGCGAACCUACGUUAGCCACUGGAAGGAAUGGGACCAAUUCUGCAUCACGCGGAGGGCGGAGUCAUCAGUCAGCUCUCAGGGGAUGCUGGGUGUACGCAAGGCUUCAACAAGGGUAUGGAUCGUGGGCCAUUCCUUCAUUCAUUGGGCGGCGAUCCGUGCUCUCACUAGGGUUGGGGGGCAGAAUUUGGGUUUCCCUGCAUCAAAAGCUUCCAUCCGUUGGCUGGGGUUUAAGGGUUUGUGCUGGCCCCAGCUCCCCAAUGUUCUCACAGAUGCCCAUAGACGGUGGGGUAAACCCCACAUUAUUCUAAUACAUUUAGGGGGUAAUGACAUGGGUGCCAUUCCAUCCCUCGAAUUGACCAAAAUUAUUCAGUCAGACUUAGGCUGGCUUAGGGCAUGGAUGCCGGGGGUAAUUAUAGGCUGGUCUAAUGUAAUAGCGCGCCGCCAAUGGCGAUAUAUGGGAUCCUCAGGCGCAGCCUAUAGGGUGAGGAAGAAGCUGAAUAGGGAUGUGGGCGCGGCCGUCACUGGUAACCAGGGCUUCGUGGUACGGCACGAUGCCAUUACAGCCGACAAGCGGGAGCUCUAUAGACCUGAUGGGGUUCAUUUAUCUGAUGUAGGGCUAGACUUAUUUUUAGGGGAUUUGUCAAAAACUCUCGCUCCCUUCCUGUAAGUCAGGUCGGGUGGGUGGCGGCAAGUGAUACCUGAGAUGCUAUCCCUUGUGGCGGGAGGAUUGCGGCCCAGUAGCGGCGAACGGGGCGAGUGAUGGCCAGGCUGAUGAGGGUGGGGCUCGAUUACUUCAGUUAACUGGAGUGCCCCUCCCUCCGGGUAGGUAGGCCAGAAGAACUCGUAACACCCCUAGUAGCAUUUCCAUUUCUUGUGCAGAGUUUUUCUGCUGUUGCCUUCCAUUAGGCCGCUCUCCUCUGUAGUCCGGGGGGUUAGUCUUAGCCUCUCAUUUGCCGCCAUCUGUUGAAUUCUUAUCUGUCGGUUUAGUUAAUAGUUAAGCCUAAAGUUAUAGGUUAAUAAAUGGGACCAGUGAUGGUUCAUAAAUUUUACCCAAA